CCUGUAAACCAUUCAAACAAGCUCCAUCACCAAAGAUCCUCAGCUCUCAAAACCAUGGUGAUGGAGCAAUAUUAUUUCCAUCACAUCACCCUCCUCUUGGGCUUUGUUUCCUUUCUCGCAAUAUCUCUCCUGGUGCGCCUCUUCUACAGGCACAGAUCCCAGUUCACCGGCAACGACCUCCCCCCAGGAAGAGUGGGUUACCCGGUGAUCGGGGAGACCUACGAGUUCCUCUCUUCGGCCCGGAAAGGCCAGCCCGAAAAAUUUAUCUCCGACCGGGUAAACAAGUACUCGUCUCAAAUUUUCAAGACCUCCUUGAUUGGGGAGAAAACUGCCUUCUUCUGCGGCAACACCUGCAACAAGUUCUUGUUCUCCAAGGAGAACAAGUUUGUGACUGUAUGGUGGCCUAGUACUGUCGACAAGAUCUUCCCUUCUUCGACUGAGACUUCGUCGUCCGUAGAAGAGGGCAGGAAGAUGAGAAAGAUGCUUCCUAACUUCUUGAAGCUCGACGCUCUGCAACGCUACUUUACCACCAUGGACCAGUGUGCUCAAUCACACUUCGCUGAUUGCUGGGAAAACCAAAACGAAGUUAAAGUCUUUCCCCUCGUCAAGGACUAUACCUUCAAGCUUGCUGCGCGACUGUUUGUUAGCCUUGAGGAUCAAAAGGACGUAGAAAAACUUAGCAAACCAUUCCAUCUAAUGAAUGCCGGAAUCAUGUCGAUGCCCAUCGACUUCCCCGGGACGCCGUUCAACAAAGCCAUUAAGGCGGCCAACUUGAUCCGGAAGGAUAUGUACAAGAUCAUCAAGCAGAGGAAGGUUGAUUUAGCGGAGGGCAAGGCGUCACCGACACAAGACAUAUUGUCACACAUGCUCUCCACUUGCGAUGAGCAUGGAACAUAUCUGAAGGAGUCCGAUAUCGCCGAUAAAAUUCUUGGAAUGUUGGUUGCCGGCUUUGACACACUGACUGUUGCAUUGACAUUCAUUGUAAAGUAUAUGGGCGAGCUUCCACAUAUCUAUGACGCUGUCUACAAAGAGCAAAUGGAGAUCGCAAAUUCAAAGGCCCCGGGGGAGUCGUUGAAGUGGGAUGACCUUCAGAAGAUGAAGUACUCAUGGAAUGUAGCACAAGAAGUGCUGAGAUUGGCACCGCCUGUUCAAGGAGCCUUCAGGGUGACAUUGGCCGAUUUUGCCAUCAAUGGUUUUAAAAUUCCAAAAGGGUGGAAGUUGUACUGGAGCCCACUUUCGACACACAAGAAUGCCGAUGUCUUCCCGGAACCGGAGAAAUUUGACCCGUCAAGAUUUGAAGGAAAGGGACCUGCACCUUACAUGUAUGUUCCGUUCGGCGGAGGCCCGAGAAUGUGUCCAGGAAAUGAGUACUCCCGAGUGGUAAUACUGGUGUUCAUGCAUAACUUGGUGAAGAGGUUCAAGUGGGAAAAAAAUUUUCCUAAUGAGAAGACAACCAUUGCUCCUUUCCCCAUCCCCACCAAAGGGCUUCCCGUCCGCCUUUUUCAUCACCACAGAUCGUCAGCUCAGCCAUAACUACAUGAUCUAUAUAUAUAGUCAUCAUAAAAAAAUAAAUCCAAGAAUCAGCCGCAAGAUGUUAAAAUUUACACAAUAAUUCGUACUAUAAACUAUCUCAGAAUAAGCACAUGUAAACACAUAUACUGUAAUUUACAUAUUAUGAGUGUUGUAGUAGUCGCAUCAUAAUUUAGAUUGCAAUAGUAUAUCUAUACUAAUAUAU
Rosa chinensis is the source of this 1735-nucleotide messenger RNA. RefSeq names its product beta-amyrin 28-monooxygenase. Gene Ontology annotation, molecular function: heme binding; monooxygenase activity; iron ion binding. The transcript has 3 exons. Bases 55 to 1533 code for a protein of 492 amino acids. Gene Ontology annotation, biological process: sterol metabolic process. The record is from RefSeq and is a predicted model, not a curated record. NCBI's taxonomy places the organism in Eukaryota, Viridiplantae, Streptophyta, Magnoliopsida, Rosales, Rosaceae.